Closterium sp. NIES-65 is the source of this 3192-nucleotide messenger RNA. The record is from the annotation of a GenBank genome assembly. Lineage: Eukaryota; Viridiplantae; Streptophyta; Zygnematophyceae; Desmidiales; Closteriaceae.
AUGAUCCGCAUCCAUUUAGCUAACCUGUACCACGGUGUUUCACCCGAUCAAUUUCAAGCCGAUCGUGUUCUACGGGAGGAUGUGUGCGCCCUGGCAGAAGGACGGCUGAUCGGGGAGCUCAUAGCAGCUGGGCAUGAGAUCCCUCCUGGCAAUGAGAUUAGGAAACCACCUGAGUUUGAGGUGAUUGGCGAUGAGGUGGAGGAUAGGGAGUGGAGAGCGGAGAUGGCAGAGCGGAUGCAUAGGCUGGAGGUUCGAAAUGAGAGUCAGGCAGUGGCUAUUGCCAAGCUCGAGAGGCAACUGCGUGAGCUGAUGCUGUCCCGUACUCCACAGCCGGGCAUUGGCGGUGUGGAUAUAGGGGAGGGACAUGGUGAUGUGGGAGGGGACGUUGCAGGAGAGGGACAUGUUGAUGUGGGACAGGUAGCUACAGGGCAGGGACAUGGGGAUGCGGGAGGGGAUGCUGUAGGGGAGGGACAUGGGGAUGUGGGAGGGAACAACGCUGGCACACAUGACAGCAUGAGAGGUGCACAUGGCGAGGGUCCUGAGGCUGACGUUGAGGCGGGUGUAGGUGGGAUUAACAGUCAGGGUACAUGGCCUGACAUAUUCACAGUCGACUUCUCCCAACAAUCCCAACCCAACGUCCCACGGCUCCGCACUGGCAAGCGAGCCAGCAACAGGGACAUGUAUGGCUUCACGCUCCAAGGCCAGUACACGGAUAUCUACAAGACGUACGCGCGCAUUUACCAGGUGGAGGAGGAGGAACGGUCAGACCGAUGGGACAAGUUCUUGCAGCACUGCGACCUCUCCUUCCACGAACCUUCCUCUUCCACCCGAACACCAGCAGCAGCAGAGGCAGCAGAGGCAGAGGCAGCAGGAGAUGCGUCUAGCGGUGUAGAUAAGGGAGAGGCGGAGGGAGGCAAUGGUGCUACAGAAGGAAAAGGAGAAACCCACAAUGCUGUGGCUGAUAAGGAUGCUUCUUGUAAGGAGGAUGUUGGUAAGGAGAAUGCUUUGAAGGAGACAGAGAGUGGAGGCAAAGAGGGGGAAGGCAAGGCUGUUUCCAGUACAGGAGCAGCAGAUGGGAAGGCUGGAGACGAAGGGAAAGAGGGUCUGAAGGCGGCUGAAGAGAAGAAGUUGCAAGAUGGUGAGGAGGGUGGGGGAAAGAAGACAUCUGUGGAAGGUGGUGGUGAUGGUGAGGGCGGGGCGAAGGUGGCGAGUGGAGUGGAGGGAGAAACCAAGGUUGAGGUUAAGGGUAAGGGUUCAAAACCGAAAGCAGAGGAGGAAGAGGAGGAGGAGGAGGAGGAAGAAGAGGAGGAAGAGGAGGAGGAGGAGGAAGAGGAGGAAGAGGAGGAAGAGGAGGAAGAGGAGGAAGAGGAGGAAGAGGAGGAAGAGGAAGAAGAAGAGGAAGAGGAGGAGGAAGAAGAAUACGAGGAGGUGGAGACAGAGGAGGAGGUGGAGGAGGAGGAAGAAGAGGAGGAGGAGGAGGAGGAGGAGGAGGAGGAGGAGGAGGAGGAGGAGGAGGAGGAGGAGGAGGAGGAGGAGGAGGAGGAAGAGGAGGAGGAAGAAGAAGAGGAGGAAGAGGAAGAGGAAGAGGAGGAGGAAGAGGAAGAGGAGGAGGAAGAAGAGGAGGAAGAGCAGAAAAUACCAAAAGAAGCAGGAAAAACAGGGGAUGGGAAGGAGAGAGAGAAAAACAACAAAACCACAGCUUCAUUUGCAAAGGAUAGCUCCUCCGGAAGCCCCUCUGUGGAUAAGUCAGGAGAUAAGUCAGGAAGCAAGUCAGGAGACAAGUCAGGAGACAAGUCAGGAGACAAGUCAGGAGACAAAUUAGAUCUGGAAGGGGAGAAAGAGGAGAAAGGACCUACUGCAGCGCAACCAAAAGCAGAUGGAGCAGCAGCAGCAGCAGCAGAAGUAGCAGCAGCAGCAGCAGGAGGGCAACAGAAAGAGCCAAGUAGCCCAUCCAAACCUGCAAAGCUAUCAAAGCUGGCAAGUGUUUUGUCUCCUGCUGCCACGGCCGCUGCUGUGGAGGCGCAGAGAGAAGCAGCAGAGGCCGCUGCUGCUCUCGAAGCCGUGGCUAAUAAGACGCUGAAAGCUGCGAGGGAGGCACAGGGGGGGGCAGGAGGGGUGGAGGGAGCGGGGGUGGACGCACAGAGAGAAGCAGCAGAGGCGGCUGCUGCUCUUGAAGCCGUGGCGAAUAAGACACUCAGAGCUGCGAGGGAGGCACAGGGGGGUGGGGGAGGGGGAGGAGAGGAAGGGAGGGUGGGAGCAAAGGACGUGCGAGUAACAGAGGGCGACGGGGGAGAGAAAGGGGGAGAGGGGAAGGUUGAUGGAGGGGAGGAGAAGGGAAAGGGGGAAGUUGCGGAGGGGGAGGGGAGGGGCCAGCAGGAAAAGCAGGAAGGCACGGAGAGGAGUGGCGGUGAGAAGGAAGGAGAUGAAGCGGUGGGGGGGAAGCAGCAAGGAGAUGCAGAGGGGAAUGGGAGAGAGGCGGAAGGGGGUGUGGGAGAUGCGACGGGGGAUGGGAGAGAUGCAGAGGGGGGUGGGGGAGAGGCCGAAGGGAAGGGGAGUGCGAUGCGGCAGGCGUUCAACACAGCGGGGUUCCCGAUGCUGGGGAGAGUGCCGUGGGGGCGAGAGCUGCACUCCCUGGUCAUGGGCGGCGUGCCCAUGAACCUGCGUGGCGAGGUGUGGCAGAUAUUUGUGGGCACCAAGGCGAGGAGGCGAGCAGGGCUGUACGAUGCACUGCUGGAGGAGGCACACCGGGAGGACGACCUGUGCCCCAACAGCACCCUCGCUGACAUCUACGCCCGCAUUCGUGCCAAAGACGUGCACAACUCGUGGGCCGUGCAGAUUGAAAAGAGAUCCUUUCCCCCGUCUCCCUCCCGACCCAACCUGCAUUCCUCCAUCCCCGCUCUCCACCAGGACCGUCCUCGCACCUUCCCCGGGCACCCAGCUCUGGACUCUUUAGGGCGAGACUUGCUGCAUGGCCCCAAGAUAGAUAUCAUCAACCAGUUUCAUUUCCCCCCUUCGAUCCCUUCCCGACCUCCGUUCCACCAUCCUCUCUCCCCCCUCUGCCAGGACCUUCCGCGCACCUUCCCCGGCCAUCCAGCGCUGGACUCCAUUGGGCGAGACUCGCUGCGCCGCCUGCUGACGGCGUAUGCGCGCAAGAACAAGGACGUGGGGUACUGCCAGGUGCGUGUGGGUUGA